UUGACGUAGACUUGGUGCUAUUUGUCUACGAAGGGAGACAAAUUAUUUGAAAAUCGAUUUGAAAAUGUGCCAGUCCUGCGAAGACUUUUCACCACAGUGCUGCGCCACAUUUUAUCCCAUAUGGUGCAUCGUUCUUGGAGCCUUUUUCACUGCGAGCGCAAUUUAUUUGGUAGUUGACUAUACAAAUAAAAUCGACAACCCCUAUAUUUUUUCAAGGGCUGAUUGGGACGGUGACGACUGGGAUACCAUUGAAAAAAUACGCGACAAAUAUAGAACUUAUAGAAUUAUUUCUAUUAUUAAGGUCAUAAUUGACUUCACUUAUGUGGUCGCUGGGAUUUUGUUGUUGCUUGGUGAUAAAAUGAAUAAAAAAAGGUUGUUCAAAUUUGGAAAAGUCCUCAGCUAUUUCUUUCCUAUUUGUUCUGUAAUGACCGUUUUUACUAUAAUUGUCCACAUUUGCGCCGUAAUAAAACUGUGCCGGUAUAUAGAGCAACGCUGGGGGAUAGCUAACAAUUAAUCGCAUCCGAUUUCCAUUUCGAUGUCACGAGAUCGACCUAAACUACGGAUUAAUAAUCCGAUUCAUCUUUGCUUGUUAAGGAAAUUUUGUCGGACUAAAUCAGGCGGAACGCACGUUUAUAUGGAAAGCAGAUAAUGUAAAUUAAAUUGUGUACAUUUUUCGAGUUGUAAAAAAUUCAGGCCGGCAGAACUCAAAAGAAAAAAUAAAAGAAAUUUUUGUGACGAAAAUUAA
Messenger RNA from Drosophila elegans, 745 nucleotides. RefSeq lists its product as uncharacterized. Lineage: Eukaryota; Metazoa; Arthropoda; Insecta; Diptera; Drosophilidae. The transcript is spliced from 4 exons. Bases 65 to 514 code for a protein of 149 amino acids. The record is from RefSeq and is a predicted model, not a curated record.